Hibiscus syriacus is the source of this 804-nucleotide messenger RNA. RefSeq lists its product as uncharacterized. NCBI's taxonomy places the organism in Eukaryota, Viridiplantae, Streptophyta, Magnoliopsida, Malvales, Malvaceae. The transcript is spliced from 3 exons. The coding region runs from base 84 to 677 and encodes 197 amino acids. The record is from RefSeq and is a predicted model, not a curated record.
UAGAUCACACAAAGAUCGACAGAGACCAUCGCUAUAGCAAAGCAGCAAAAUCCAUUCCACUCCGCCUCUCCAACCUUUCCAACAUGAAGAAUCAUCACUCAAUUCUUCUUCUCCUGCUUUUAAUUUCGCUUCUUCUUCUAUCCCAAAUCGGAGUGGAGGGAGGCAAGCGAAAGAUUCACAUUACCAACGAUCUCGACGACGUCGUCGACGAUGAGGAGGAUGAAGCAUGGAAAGAAUGGGGUAAGAAGAAAUCCUCCGAUGAAUUCGAUCCCCCACCUGAUUUCGACAACAUGGAGCUUUCCCAGAUUCAAGAAGAAAUCACGAAGCGCCAGACGGGCCCUGCUUUUGGCUUCGUUAAGCUCCGCUUAGGGAUUCCUCGAGAUAAGAACACGGUAGCUGAAUUAGCUGCUAAAUGGACCCAACUCCUGAGAACGGGAGCGCUUGGGGUGAAAUUCAUGGGCGUCGAUUUAGGCACAAUUAUGUUCAACUUGGAAGACGGGCACAAAGUAUUAGAGUUGAAGGAAUUCAUAUUGAACCAGGAUGAGGCGUACGAGAUAAAGAUUGGAGAUCAAGUUUUCAGAAGACCCAGAGAUCCGCCGAUAGAGGUGGUGGCUGAGAAACUCCGGGAAUCAAAGAAGAAGGAAGAGAUUGAUGAGCAUGUGAAAGAAGAACUGUAAUUUGCUGGAAAUUCUAUCCUCUCUUUUGGCACGUUAAAGAUUGAUUUAUUUAAUUGCAUGAACAGCAUCUGAAGCGUUGACAGUGUAAUUUUAUUAUUAAAAGCUUGAUUGACUUCUUGUUCUCUGU